Medicago truncatula (barrel medic) is the source of this 2049-nucleotide messenger RNA. RefSeq lists its product as uncharacterized. The record is from RefSeq and is a predicted model, not a curated record. Gene Ontology annotation, biological process: defense response. The transcript has a single exon. Bases 1 to 2049 code for a protein of 682 amino acids. NCBI's taxonomy places the organism in Eukaryota, Viridiplantae, Streptophyta, Magnoliopsida, Fabales, Fabaceae.
AUGUCGCAAAUAUUGGCGCCCUUCCAAUUAUUGGAACUAAAUGUUAUAUCUGCACAAGAUUUGGCUUCUCUUGGAAGAAACAUGAGAACCUACGCGGUUGCAUGGGUUCAUCCUGAUAGAAAACUUUCCACGCGUGUGGACACACAAGGCCACACGAAUCCAACAUGGAACGACAAAUUCGUUUUCCGUGUGGAUGAAGAGUUUCUAUACAGCGACACGUCGGCAAUCAUGGUUGAAGUUUACGCUCUACAUUGGUUCAAAGAUAUCCACGUUGGCACUGUCCGUGUCCUCGUUGGAAACCUAAUUCCUCCACCAACUAGACCUUUCCACAACGACCGUGCUCCUAUGGGAAUGCGAUUCGUUGCUCUUCAGGUUCGUCGUCCUUCCGGUAGACCACAGGGAAUUCUCAACAUUGGUGUAACCGUUCUCGAUAGUUCCAUGCGGAGUAUGCCGCUUUAUACGCUAAAUGCCUCUGCCGUUGGUUACCGGCAUUUGAUGGGAGAAAAAGAUGCUUAUGAUAGCCAUAACCAUCUUAGUCCUCAUGUCAUUGCCGCUGGUGGGGGUGGUAAACCUGAACUCCGGAGAACGAAAAGUGAUACGAGCUCUCUUAUUGCUUCUGAGGCGGUUUUGCGACAACAACGUGCUGAAAUUUAUAAGGAAAGAGCUAAUUCUGCAAUCUCUGGUUCUGAAAUUAGCGAGUAUAAGGUGACGAAGAAUAAGAAGAAAAAGAAAAGGAAGAAAACGUCUAAGGCUAGUUCUAUUAUCAGCAGUGUUUCUGGUUCUGUUCUUAGCGAUGAGAUUGUACCGUGGAAGGUUAAAAAUGGAAAAACAAGUUAUGCUCCUUCUGAUGCACAUGUGGAACCACCACCACCACCACGGUUCGAUGAUGAAGAACAACACAACAAUAACAAUGAAAACGUGUUUGCUCAUCAACAUGUUAUUGAUAAUAAUAAUGUUAAUUAUAAUGAUGAUAACCGGAAGGAUAUUUCAUAUGUUAAUACAGUUUCUGAAGCUGCUACAACCGAUACUGAUAUCAAUCAGAAACAGAAAAUUGCAUAUGAUGUUAAGGCCACACCAAAACGUCAUUAUCCGAAAUCUCCAGCGGUGGCGCCAGCGCAGUUUAAGAACUCUCCAAAGCCGCAGUUUAAGAACUCUCCAAAGCUGCAGUAUAAGAAUUCUCCGAUGCCGGAGUAUAAGAAUUCUCCUAAGCCGAAAUUUAUAAGAUCUCCGACUAUGCCGGAACAUAAGAACUCUCCUAAACCACAGUUUAAAAACUCGCCAAUGCCGGAGUAUAAGAACUCACCAAUGCCGGAGUAUAAGAACUCACCAAUGCACCAGGUUAGAAAUUCUCCAAUGCCGCAGUUCAGGAAUUCACCAAUGCCGGAGUAUAAGAACUCGCCAAUGCACCAGGUUAGAAAUUCUCCAAUGCCGCAGUUCAGGAAUUCACCAAUGCCACAGUUUCGAAACUCUCCGGCCGUGUUGCCACAAUUUAGGAAUUCUCCUGCGGUUUCAAAGUUCAACCCUGCUGUGGGAUUUGGCGGUUCGCACAGGGGCACCCCAAUGCAUCCGUUUGGGAAGAUGAAUGGUGCAAUGGAAUACGCGACGCCGAUGAGGUCCAACUUGGCUAACAUGAGGCCGGUUAUAAUGACGGAGUCGGAGCUGGGACCAUCUCCAUCUGAGGUUGCGGCUGCAAUGGCAAGGAAGCCGAUUAUCGAUGAGGAGAACUCAACAGUGGGAGGGUGGAGCUUGGAUGAAAGUGUGGAGGGGUUGCAGUCAAAAUUAGAGAGGUGGCGAACGGAAUUGCCUCCGGUGAUAGACCACGGUGAGUUGUCGAGCUUUCCAACGACGAGCUCAAAGACCAGCCGCCACUCGCGGAGGCACACUGAAGGAGGGUCAGGGAAUGGGUUAUUUUCUUGCUUUAGUAAUAUAUGUGGUGUUGAGUGCUCCGUUGUAUGUGGCGGUGACUCUAAGGCCAAGGCCAAGGCCAUGGCCAAGAAGAAGAAUCGCCACCGAACUUCUUCGACCGAAGACAGUAGCAGCCUUCUGUGA